AACGCAGCCACGCAGGCAAGAGGCAAAGGCAACAGCCGCCUGCCGCUCCAAAGCAGCCCGUGAUUACGUCAGCGCCCGCGUACUCCUCCCUUCUUCCUCGCCGCCCCGCCCCCUUGUCGUCGCGUCGUCCUGUUGAGGCCUCGGCACGAGGGCACGCGAUCCCGUCACCGCUCGCCUCCUUCUCCAAACACUAGCUCCGCUUCCCGUUCCCAUCCCGCUGUAACGCCGCAAGAUCGGGAGGGGGACGAGGAGAGGUCGGCCGGGAGGAGAUGCACCGAGACCGAGGCGUCUCGGCGGCGGCGGUCCCCGGUGACCGGAAGCGGAUCGGCGAGCCGAUGGACAGAUCGUCUCCGUCCACGUCAUGGGGGUUUUCCGGAGGCCGCGAGAAGGAGCGGAUCGGCGGGGGCAAGCAGCCGGAGAUGUCUCGCUCCGGCGGCGGAUCCACCGCCAUCUCCAAGAGCAUGCUCUUUGACGAAUCAGAAACCGACAGCGAAGAAUCAGAUGUGAGUGGUUCUGAUGGGGAAGAUACUUCGUGGAUUUCAUGGUUCUGUAGUUUAAGGGGUAAUGAGUUUUUCUGUGAGGUUGAUGACGAGUACAUACAAGAUGAUUUCAACCUGUGUGGGCUAAGCAACCAAGUUCCAUAUUACGACUAUGCGCUUGAUCUGAUAUUAGAUGUUGAAUCUUCCCAUGGUGAUAUGUUCACAGAAGAGCAAAAUGAACUCAUUGAAUCAGCUGCUGAGAUGCUCUAUGGAUUGAUUCAUGUUCGGUAUAUUAUUACAAGUAAAGGGUUGUCGGCAAUGCUGGAUAAGUACAAGAACGUUGAUUUCGGUAGAUGCCCUCGAGUGAAUUGCAGCGGCCAACCAUGUCUUCCUGUUGGGCAAUCAGAUGUUCCUCGUUCGAGUAUGGUGAAGAUUUACUGCCCUAGAUGUGAAGACAUCUACACUCCAAGAUCCAAACAUCUAAGCAACAUCGACAUCGACGGGACUUACUUUGGGACAACAUUCCCCCACUUGUUCCUGAUGACAUACCCGCAUGUGAAGCCCCAGAAGCCGUUGCAGCAAUACGUUCCCAGGGUAUUUGGGUUCAAAAUUCAUAAGCCAUGACAAAUUUGAAGGUUGAACGUGUAAAAGGUUCAUCUGCGUUCGAUAGCUCUUUGUGAUCUGCUGGUUUAUGUGUGUCCAUGAUCCCUGCAGUGUUCACACGACACGUCAUCGGAAUACACCUGACCCCCGGCUGACCUCCCUAGUCUGGUUGCCUGAUAUUCUGAUUUGAUGCUUGUGGUUUGUUUAGCCUAGUCAAUUAUUCCAUAUUUUUUCACGAUCUUAUGUACCGUGGUUCUAAUGGUUUAAUAUAUGUGUUUUUUUUUUCAAAAAACCAUCCAUAUUUUUUGAAAAAGAAAAGUUACUGUAUUUUAAUUUCAAAGUUAAAAAGGGCAACGCGUGUGAUGUCGUUGCCGCCUGUUCUAUUAUUCUACCGCUGCUGUGAUAGUUGCAUCAAUAACUAUACACGGCUCAUAUUUCUUUGCUCUGAUUGUCAUCGUGCGCCUUUCUUACUUAAGAUUGUCAAAUAUGAUGAUGGCAUGCUAUUCAAUCUGUCUAUAAGACUGUAUAAGGGUGCAAUUUUUUUUGAAGCCCAUCUUCAAAGUGGCAUUGUGAAACUAUGUGCGGAUAAGGUAGCCUCCCUUUUUCAGUUUUGUUUUUUUUUUCUAUGAAAAUGGACCGAUUCCUGUGAUUUUUUUACACCUGUAUUCUAAAAGGACCCUCAGAUGUUUUUUUCCCAGUGGGCCGAGUCGAUCAAGACAUCAUCUUCGAAGCAGACACCAGAGGUAUCAGACAUGGGAGAAAGCAACACACAACACCAACGGCACAAAUCAUCAAUGAAGCACGAAACCAAACAUGAGGCAGAUUUUAAAGACAGCCAACAGACUUGGCAGGAAAUUCAACAAGUUCUGCAACAGUAGUGGUAAAACAAGGAAAACAAAAGACCAGCAAAAUCUCAUCUAACCUUACCUUUCUUUUCUAAGGUUAGGAUCCCAACAACCUACCAAAAGCAACACUAGGAAAUUU
Sorghum bicolor (sorghum) is the source of this 2066-nucleotide messenger RNA. Its product is annotated as casein kinase II subunit beta-1-like. The record is from RefSeq and is a predicted model, not a curated record. Gene Ontology annotation, molecular function: protein kinase regulator activity. NCBI's taxonomy places the organism in Eukaryota, Viridiplantae, Streptophyta, Magnoliopsida, Poales, Poaceae. The coding region runs from base 270 to 1103 and encodes 277 amino acids. The transcript has 5 exons. Gene Ontology annotation, cellular component: cytoplasm; protein kinase CK2 complex.